UUAGUCAAAGUCGCCGGCGACACAAAGACACGCCGAUAGAUACGUGUCAAUGGCGGCAACGAGGCCUGGAGAGGGAGAGGCCGCAGAGCGCAGGAGCGGGGAGCAGCGAGCAUGGCGAGCCCGUGGGACAGCCCUUCGAGCAGCCUGUGGGGCACGCUGGGGCAGGCCUCCAACGUGGCGCAGCUGGUCGGCGUGGACGCUCUGGGGCUGGUCUCCAUGGUCGUGCAGGCCGCCCUGGCGGCGCGCCGCCACCGGGACGCCUGCGUGCGGCUCGCGCAGCACGUGGAGCUCGUCGGCGGCCUGCUCAGGGAGCUGGAGCUCGCGGAGCUGAUGCGGCGGGAGGCCACCAGGCGGCCGCUGGAGCAGCUCGGCGGCGCGCUGCGGCGGUGCUACGCGCUCGUCACGGCGUGCCAGGACUGCGGCUACCUGCGCCGCCUGUUGCUGGGUGUCCGGAUGGCCGACGAGCUCCGCGCCACGCAGCACGAGAUCGACAUGUUCAUCCGCCUCAUCCCGCUCAUCGCCCUCGUCGACAAUUCUACUGCAGAUAGUCGCCGUGUCAAGGCUGAUGAGGGGGUGCUCACUGUAGUCACAGAUAGUUCAAAUCGUCACAUCAGGCUUCCAAACAAAGGAGCUACAGAACACUGCGAUAUUGGAGAACACCCAUUUGUAGGAAAAGUGGACCUGCAAGAACAGAAUAUCGUUGACAUUGAAGAACUUGUGAAGCUUUGUACCCGUAUGGAAGAGGCUUGCGCGGGAUUCACAAGGUUCGAUUUCUGUCAGAUCUUGGAUGCUACAGAGAAUUUUUCAGAGAAGAUGAUAAUUGGAUGGGGAGGAUUUGGGAGGGUGUACAAGGGCCAGUUGCCUGGUGGACUUAAUAUUGCCAUCAAAAGAGCUGAUGAGCACGCAGCAAUGGUUGAAGUCAACAGUGAAUUGCAGCUUGGAAAGCUUCAGCAUGCCAAUGUGAUUAGGUUAUUGGGGUGGUGCAUCCAUGGGAAAGAAAGGAUUCUAGUGUAUGAAUUCAUGCAAAAUGGUUCCUUGGAUCGUUACCUAUGCGCUAGAGCACUGAGUUCAGAUGUAGCAGAAGAGCGCACGAGUAGGGUCGUGGGAACCAGUGGUUACAUAGCCCCGGAGUAUGCACCUCGAGGGGUUUACUCUCUGAAGACGGAUGUGUUCAGCUUCGGCAUCUUGGUUCUGGAGACCAUUAGCGGACGAAAGAACACCAUACUCGACAACCGAGGGGAUACCGUCGGCGAUCUUGUACGAGAUGCCUGGCGUAUGUGGAAGGACAGAAGGCUGCAUGAGCUCGUAGAUGGAUCACUAGGGCAUGGAUACGACAUCGCCGAGGUAGCGAUGUACGCUCAGGUGGCGCUGCUCUGCGCUCAGGAAGAUCCAGUGGAUCGCCCCGCCAUGACGGAUGUUGCUGCAAUGCUGAGCUCUGAAAGCAUGAGCUUACCAACGGAGCCUAAGGAGCCUUCCGCGCUGAGUGAAGGGGGUGCUGGUGAGGAUACAUACAUAAACCGAUCAAGCCGGACAAUAGACAUAACCAUAACGAGUUCAGCCACAGUGCUGACUAGAGUUCGCUUAAUCAUAGACCAGGAGGUUUGAUGCGACGGAAACUGUUAAAUGCCAAAUAUGGUUGGAAUAUUUUUUUGGAUUAAUUUAAAUUGCUUGCCACAUAUGUCCAUAUGGUUGGAAUUGGAACGUGAGGAAGGAUCAUGGCCUUUUUAUUGUUCAAAGCGACGUGCAGAUUUCUGAUGUUAAGAUCAGUGGAGAUAAACUUGUUUC
Messenger RNA from Triticum aestivum (bread wheat), 1785 nucleotides. RefSeq names its product putative cysteine-rich receptor-like protein kinase 35. Gene Ontology annotation, biological process: protein phosphorylation; cell surface receptor signaling pathway. The record is from RefSeq and is a predicted model, not a curated record. NCBI's taxonomy places the organism in Eukaryota, Viridiplantae, Streptophyta, Magnoliopsida, Poales, Poaceae. Bases 112 to 1605 code for a protein of 497 amino acids. Gene Ontology annotation, molecular function: protein kinase activity; ATP binding. The transcript has 8 exons.